Messenger RNA from Fragaria vesca subsp. vesca, 1185 nucleotides. RefSeq names its product polygalacturonase-like. Gene Ontology annotation, biological process: carbohydrate metabolic process. The transcript has 4 exons. Gene Ontology annotation, molecular function: polygalacturonase activity. Bases 1 to 1185 code for a protein of 394 amino acids. NCBI's taxonomy places the organism in Eukaryota, Viridiplantae, Streptophyta, Magnoliopsida, Rosales, Rosaceae. The record is from RefSeq and is a predicted model, not a curated record.
AUGGAAAAUCCCAGAACUACUAUCAUUUUUCUCUCACUUCUUGUUUUCUUCAUAAACUCAGCCGUAUCAUCAACUGCAGUCAUGACUUACAAUGUGGCCGAUUUAGGAGCCAAACCAGACGGCCAGACCGACUCAACCAAAGCCUUCCUUUCUGCAUGGGACAAAGCCUGUGACUCCGUCGAUCCGUCUGUCAUCUAUGUCCCGACGGGAAGGUUCUUGCUUCGUAAUGCGGUUUUCGCCGGACCAUGCAAGAACAUGGCCAUCACUUUUCGCAUUGCCGGCACACUCGUGGCCCCUUCAGAUUACCGGGUCAUAGGAAAUGCCGGCAACUGGCUUUUCUUUAGGCAUGUGAAUGGGGUUACCAUCUCCGGUGGAAUUCUUGACGGACAAGGCACUGGUUUGUGGGAUUGUAAGGCCUCCGGCAAGGGUUGCCCCAGCGGAGCAACGACACUGGGAUUUUCCAACUCGAACAACAUUGUCGUGAGCGGAGUGACAUCCCUAAACAGCCAAAUGUUCCACAUAGUCAUCAACGGCUGCAACAAUGUGAAAUUGCAAGGUGUUAGGGUUUCUGCCUCCAGUAACAGCCCAAACACGGAUGGAAUCCACGUCGGAAAGUCCUCCGGCGUCAUUAUUCUCGACUCUAAGAUCGCCACCGGUGACGAUUGUGUCUCAAUUGGUCCUGGAACAACUAAUCUAUGGAUCGAAAACGUUGCAUGCGGACCCGGCCAUGGAAUCAGCAUUGGGAGUCUAGGCAAGGACCAGGAGGAGGAGGGAGUGCAAAAUGUAACGGUCAAAACUGUUACAUUUACAGGUACUCAAAAUGGUCUAAGAAUUAAAUCAUGGGGAAGACUUAGUACUGGUUUUGCUAAGAACAUUCUAUUCCAACAUGCUUUCAUGGUCAAUGUCCGAAAUCCAAUCGUUAUUGAUCAAAAUUAUUGCCCCGGCGAAAUAGGGUGUCCUGGUCAGGAUUCGGGAGUUCAGAUUAGCGAUGUAACAUAUCAGGACAUCCACGGGACAUCAGCAACAGAAGUUGCGGUGAAAUUUGACUGCAGUUCUAAAUUCCCUUGUAGCAAGAUCACUCUUGAUGAUGUGAAGCUCAGUUAUAAGAACGAAGCAGCGGAAGCUUCAUGUAGCCAUGCCGGGGGAACAGCUUUGGGUACUGUUCAGCCUACAAGUUGUUUGUAG